Penicillium angulare is the source of this 1071-nucleotide messenger RNA. RefSeq lists its product as uncharacterized. The transcript has 4 exons. Lineage: Eukaryota; Fungi; Ascomycota; Eurotiomycetes; Eurotiales; Aspergillaceae. Bases 1 to 1071 code for a protein of 356 amino acids. The record is from RefSeq and is a predicted model, not a curated record.
AUGAAGUUAUUCCUCUUGGGACAAUCUUUGCUUUGGUCUCUGGUUGCCGCCGAUGCAUCGAACUUGAACUCCAAGGGCGACGGCUGCGUUGACCCGAGUGGAUACCUCAAAUGUUAUGAAGACAAUAUCAACACUCUCGCCACAUGCAUGGAUGAUGCGAAAAAGACUUGCUUAGAUGAUGAGUACAGCAUAUGUGUUCUGGCCUGCGGAAAUGUUCAGUUGGCUGCGAAUAUUGGAUGUUGGUUGACCAGCUGCUGGAAUGAGGUUUAUUCAUGCGCAUACCAAGAAACAGCCCUACAAUACCUCAUUGGCGCAGAUCGGACCCAAGGAUCCCAAAUACCUUAUUACCCUGCUCCGGAUAACGCGCCUGGUGGAUGUGGCAAUAUCUGGGGAAACUUUACCGAAACCUACGCCCUCAAUGCACCUUGUGAGGAUUAUGCUUUAGAUGGUGUUCUCUCUGAGGUGGCUAGUUGCCAGUGCUGCUGGGAUUCAUCUUUCCUAUCCGAAUUUAUCGAAUGGUGCCCCCACAACGACCUCUCCUUCAUCGCCAUCGACACGAUGGUGGAAACCUUUCAAAUUGGUUACAAUGAGUCCGCCUCUGAUCAGUGUUCCAUUCUUUCCGAUCCUAAAGAGUGUGUUGCGUCUUUCAGCCUGGACACUGGUGCAUCGACGUGGUACAACCCAGGUGACCUUCCAUCUGGGUUUCCAGGAACAGCACCUCUAUCCACCACUACCGAUGCGGGAAGCCUUACCAGUGCGCCAGAUCCGUAUACGUUCUCGAUCUUUCCAAGCUAUAUUACCGUCAUUACCCCAGUGCCAUAUAACAAGAAGAACGCGGAGGAAACAGGGACGGGAACUGCAGCUCAAACAGAGGCUACUGGAGGGACCGGAACUAAUGGCGCGACUGGAACAGAUGUCGGGACUGGAACUGCUACUGGGAAGAACGCCGCUUCAACUAGUUCAGGAGCUGCAAACAACAUUGUAUCGCCCAUGAGCACUACAUCUGGUAUCUGGUGUCUAGCCAUCUACACAGUUGUCCCUGCACUCUUUGGUGCAAUGCUAAUUUUGUAG